Messenger RNA from Esox lucius (northern pike), 1093 nucleotides. It is a transcript of the gene sbds, whose product is annotated as SBDS ribosome maturation factor. The record is from RefSeq and is a predicted model, not a curated record. Bases 319 to 1071 code for a protein of 250 amino acids. The transcript is spliced from 5 exons. NCBI's taxonomy places the organism in Eukaryota, Metazoa, Chordata, Actinopteri, Esociformes, Esocidae. Gene Ontology annotation, biological process: ribosome biogenesis; cytosolic ribosome assembly.
CGUGCUUGUGCGCGCGUGUGUUUAAGAAUCUUGCUAGUUUUUAAAACUAGCUAGAUUCUAGUUUUUAAAAGCAUGUGUUUUUAUAUAGUAGACUCGGUAGUUAUGAGAUCGUAUAAAAUGUAAUACUCAAAAUGUAAAAACACAUUCUAGUAGUAAGGAACAAGAUGUAUUCGGAACUUUUGAAUUUUCUUUUGUAUAUGUUUCAGUCCGGCCGAAUUUGAAUGAAACUCAUAGUACGCGAAAGCUGAUUUCGCCGGUAGAACACGCUAGAAACUUCUCGUGCUACUGACAGAUUAAUCUGUCUUUUAAAGCAGAAAAAUGUCGAUUUUUACACCAACAAACCAGAUCCGACUCACAAAUGUGGCAGUGGUGAGGAUGAAAAAGGGAGGAAAACGAUUUGAAAUCGCCUGUUACAAAAAUAAAGUGAUCAGUUGGAGAUCUGGAGCAGAGAAGGACCUGGAUGAAGUGUUGCAGACCAGCUCAGUUUUCAACAAUGUGUCCAAGGGUCAAGUUGCCAAGAAAGAUGAUCUGUCAAAAGCUUUUGGAACAGAUGACCUGACCGAGAUAUGCAAACAAAUUUUAGCCAAAGGUGAACUCCAGGUUUCCGACAAGGAGAGACAAAGCCAGUUGGAGACGAGUUACAGGGACAUUGCGACCAUCGUGGCUGAGAAGUGUGUGAACCCAGAGACAAAACGGCCGUACACAGUCAACCUCAUAGAGAGGGCAAUGAAGGAUAUCCACUACUCUGUCAAGCCCAACAAGAGCACCAAGCAACAGGCUCUGGAGGUGAUCAGGCAGCUGAAGGACUCCAUGGAGAUACAGAGGGCCCACAUGAGGUUGAGGCUGGUGCUUCCAGCCAAGGAUGGCAAAAGACUGAAGGAGAAGCUCAAACCCCUCAUCAAGGUGAUGGAAAGCGAAGACUUUGAUGACCAACUGGAGAUGGUGUGUCUGGUGGACCCGGGAUGCUACAGGGAGAUGGAUGAGUUAAUCCGCUGUGAGACCAAAGGGAAAGGUUCUCUGGAGGUGCUCAGUCUAAAAGAUGUGGAGGAGGGCGAUGAGAGGCUGGAGUAGCAUUGACACAGAGCCACGUGGG